Synchiropus splendidus (mandarinfish) is the source of this 823-nucleotide messenger RNA. RefSeq names its product tumor necrosis factor receptor superfamily member 11B-like. Gene Ontology annotation, molecular function: signaling receptor activity; cytokine binding. The record is from RefSeq and is a predicted model, not a curated record. Bases 81 to 614 code for a protein of 177 amino acids. NCBI's taxonomy places the organism in Eukaryota, Metazoa, Chordata, Actinopteri, Syngnathiformes, Callionymidae. The transcript has 5 exons. Gene Ontology annotation, biological process: regulation of cell population proliferation. Gene Ontology annotation, cellular component: external side of plasma membrane.
UUACUUGUGCCCUGUUUGUGGGCUUCUGGACUUCAGCAGAUGCUCUGGGCUGUAACAAGUCACAGGAUAUUGUUAACGGAAUGUGUUGCAAUCUCUGCCCACCAGGGCACUACAUGAGCGAACUGUGUACCAGCGAGAGGCAAACGCAGUGCCUUCCUUGUCCGGAGGGUUUUUAUGCUGAUGAUUAUCACCUGUUUGACAGGUGCACAAAAUGCUCGGCGUGUAAAGAAUUUCCAGCGGAAUGUCCUCCGACCACAAAUACAAACUGCUGCCCCUCUGGUUUCCUGUGUAGUGAUAGUAAAUGUUCAAAAUGUGAAGAUGUCAAAUGCGCUGCUGGGGAAAAGGCAGUCAGAACAGGUGACAGUUACGUCGUGGUUCUUGGAACUUGUUUUGUAUUGGUUUCUCUCACUGUUCUUGUGCUUCUAAUUCACAUGUGUGCACACAAAGUACACAGGCAAAAAGCUAAAACCCCCCCUGCUGAAAUCUUGGCAUUGCACUCCAGCACCUGUGAUUAUCAUCUGUCCAAAGAGGAGAGUGGAAUCGAACUGAAACUCAAGGAGAGCGAAAGUUCCCGCAGCAGCCAACUACAACUGGAGACCUUUGUUUUGGUUUAAUAGAAACGGAGGAAAACAAUUGCAUGUAUAUACAUACAAACGUAUCCAUGUAGUGUACAUUAUACUAGCGGUGUGUAUGCUGUACAUAGACAAGUACGAAGUGCUGUGUUGUUGACAUAUUUCUUCAUAGGUGUUUGUGUAUUCUGCAAAGAAUUGUAUUGAACGUUGCGCAGAUGUGGACAUUCAAUGGAUAUCAAAAUGCAUGAAAA